Molecule: messenger RNA, 1855 nt
Organism: Cotesia glomerata
Lineage: Eukaryota; Metazoa; Arthropoda; Insecta; Hymenoptera; Braconidae
Product: calphotin-like
Exons: 5
Coding region: 25-1755 (576 amino acids)
Cellular component (GO): extracellular matrix
Source: RefSeq, a predicted model, not a curated record
GUCGACACAACAACAAGAUUUAUCAUGGCUUUCAGGUUUGUCACUAUUUUGGCCUUAGUAGCCGCAGCAAACGCUGGUUUCAUCCCAGCAAAUUACCACGCGCCAUUAGCUUACGCUGCUCCAGCGGCUUACGCAGCUCCAGCGGCUUACGCAGCUCCAGCAGCCUACGUAGCUCCAACAUUAGCCAAAGUCGCUACACCUGUCUUGGCGAAAGCUUCCGAGGACUCUUAUGACCCUCACCCACAAUACAGCUUCAGCUACGACGUCCAGGAUUCCACAACCGGUGACUUCAAGAACCAAUACGAGACCCGCGACGGAGAUUCAGUCCAAGGUAGCUACAGCCUCCUCGAAUCUGAUGGAACACGCAGAACCGUCGAUUACACCGCAGACGCAAUCAACGGAUUCAACGCAGUCGUUCGCAAAGAACCCGGCCAAGUCGCUGUAAAAGCCGUGGCACCAAUUGCGAAAAUUGCGACUCCAGCUGUAGCCUACGGAGUACCAGCCAUCGCUAAAUUGGCCACUCCAGUCGCUGCGACCUACGCCGCACCCGCCUACGCUCCAGCUUACGCUAAAUUCGCUGUUCCAGCUCUGACCUACGGAGCACCAGCUGUCGCUAAAUUGGCCACUCCAAUUGCCGCUACCUACGCUGCGCCAAUUGCCAAGCUCGCUACCCCAGCCUUGACGUACGGAGCACCAGCUGUCGCCAAAUUGGCCACCCCAGUCGCCGCCUACGCACCGCACCCCUACAUCGCUCACGUCAGCUACUCAACCCCUCUGUUCUCUUACUCUCUGUCCGGUCUUGGAGCUGUCCUAAUUGCAGCUGGUGCGGGUGAGACCAGUCUUGCAGUUGGAAUUAUUUGGGCCUGCUUGAAGACAAACGGUGCAGAAAGUAGAGGAGCGGCUCUGAUUAAAGUUGCAGGUCUGAUAGCAACAGGAGCUCUGUACUGUGCUGCGAUAACCGGAGCAACUGGUGCAGAGACUAUCGGAGCAGAAGCUACCGGAGCGACAAUUUUAGCAGCCACAGGAGCAGCGGGAACAACUAUUGGUGCAGCGGGCACAGUUUUAGUGACAAUUGGCGCGACUGCCACAGCAGAAAUGGCUUUCAAAAUUUUCUUAUUUGCUGUGGUGAUAGCUGUAAGCUCUGUAAAGGCAGCAGUGGUACCAGUAGCACCAGCAGUUCCCGUUCCAGCGGCGCCCGUUUUGGCAAAAAUUGAGGACUUUGACGCUGCGCCGCAAUACAGUUUUGCUUACGAUGUUAAAGACUCGCUGACUGGUGACUCAAAGGCUCAAUACGAAACCCGUAACGGAGACGUUGUCCAAGGAAGCUACAGCUUAAUUGAAGCUGACGGAACCAGAAGAAUAGUUGACUACACUGCGGAUCCAGUAAAUGGAUUUAACGCUGUCGUAAAUCGCGAACCGGCUGUUGCCGUCGCUGCCCCUGUUGCUCCAGUCGCUGCUAAAGUUGUUGCUCCAGUUGCUGCUAGAUACGCUGCUCCAGUUGCAGCUCCAGUAGUUGCUGCUAGAUACGCUGCUCCAGUUGCAGCUCCAGUAGUUGCUGCUAGAUACGCUGCACCAGUUGCAGCUCCAGUUGUUGCUGCUAGAUACGCUGCUCCAGUUGCUGCUCCAGUAGUUGCUGCACCUUACACAUCUCCAUUUGUAGCAGCUCCAUACACUUUACCCCGAGCAGUCGCUGAUAGAUUCGCUACUCCAGUUUAUUCUUCUCCAUUAGUGGCGCAGAACACUAUACUUUAUUAAUUGUUGUUUUUGAAAUUUUUUUGUAUACUAAUUUGAGUUUUAUUUCUGUUAUUGAUUUUGUUUAAUCACUUUUUUGUUACAAAUAAAUGUUUAGCCAAUA